Bufo gargarizans (Asiatic toad) is the source of this 4227-nucleotide messenger RNA. RefSeq names its product myotubularin related protein 12 (gene MTMR12). The transcript has 16 exons. The record is from RefSeq and is a predicted model, not a curated record. NCBI's taxonomy places the organism in Eukaryota, Metazoa, Chordata, Amphibia, Anura, Bufonidae. Bases 55 to 2298 code for a protein of 747 amino acids.
CGGCGCCUGGCUGUGUGUACCUGAGCUGCACACUGAGCGCUGGCAGCCGGGGAUAUGCUGGGGCUGGGGUCCGGAGGGGCGGCGAAGUCCCCCAAGCAGCCGUCAUUUGUGUCGUAUUUAACUCCUGAGGAGAUUGAUGUCAAAGAGAAGGUGGAGCAAAUAGAGAAGGUCGAUGAUGUUCUGCUAUUACCAGGUGAGAUGCUCCUCUGUGAAGCCAGCAACAUAUUGAAGGUCUCCCAGGAUGAAACUUCCCAGCGAGGCAUCUGUGGAAGACUGAUCUGCACCAACUUCAAGAUCACCUUCCGGUGUGAGGAGGGCGCUGAAGAAAAUGUUCCAGAAUUCAAAAACAAAAUUGUGGGUGAGAACGACAUCACUUUGCAGUGCGUGGACCAGCUCUAUGCAGUGUAUGAUGACAAGAAGAAGGUUCAAAUAUCCGGGGCUCCGCUGAAGAAGUACCCCGAGAGGCUGAUCAUCUACUGUAAAGACUUCAGAGUGUUCCACUUCUGUCUCCGCUACGCCAAAGAGGAUGAAGUGAACCGGAUUGUCAAUGGGAUCAUUCAUCACACCCUUAGCCCAAAACGUUUGAAGCUGAUUUUCCUUUUUUCAUACACAGAAGCUGUCCCCUGUUACAAAGCCACAAGUGCCAAGGAUCUGACUUUGCUGUUUGAGAAUCCCGAGGAUUGGCGUAAGGAGGUAGACCGUACCAAGGGGAAUCUAUGUUACAAGGUUUUAUCCAUCAAUCAGAUGUACAAAGUCUCAGACAGGUUACCUCCAUACUUUGUCGUCCCCGUGUCACUGUCGGACGAGAGCGUGUAUAAAUUCCAGGGCAGAGGGAUUCCUAUUUGGUGCUGGUCCUCUCCGCAUAGUGCUGCCUUGUUUAAAAUGGCCUCCCUCCCUAAAGAAGUAGACGAAUCCUCCAUACAGGAGCAGAGAGCCUUCCUGGACAGCGUGGAGAAGACCCUUCACAGGCCCCCCUUGGAGGAAGUAAGAAUUGAGGAUUUAGCAGUCACUCUCCCCUCCCUCUCUGAAAUCCUGGUGGCCUACACUCGCUUUAAGCAGCUGUUUCUAAUAGAUAAUUCCACUGAGUUCUGGGACACGGACUCAAAGUGGUUUUCGUUACUGCACACGAGCAAUUGGCUUGAAAUUGUAAGACAGUGCCUCAAGAAAUCAAUAGAAGUGAUCGAAUAUUUGGAAAGCCAAAGAAUUAAUGUUGUCCUCAAAGAGGACACGGCCUCCGACUUCUGCUGUGUAAUCUCCAGUCUGGUGCAGAUCAUGAUGGAUCCGCAUUACCGCACCAGAUACGGCUUCCAGAGCCUUAUCCAGAAGGAGUGGGUUAUGGGAGGACAUAGUUUUCUGGAUAGAUGCAACCAUCUUCGGAACAACGAGGGUGAGUCUCCCAUCUUCUUGCUCUUCCUGGACUGCGUUUGGCAGCUGGUCCAUCAGUACCCACUCUCCUUUGAGUUCUCAGAGACGUACCUGACGGUCCUGUCAGAUAGCAUCAAUAUACCGAUCUUCAGCACUUUCUUCUUCAAUUCACCCCAUCAAAAAGAGUCGCAUAAGUGGGUUGAGGACAGCAGCGGCAGACAAAGCAGCUCUUUGAGUUUUUACUCCGUCUGGGACUGGUCGGUGCAGUUUGAAUUUAAAGCUCUGACGUUUCUAAGCAAUCUGCUGUACAUGGAGAAAUCCAAGCAAGAGAAAAGCCGCAAAGGAGUACGUUCUAAGCAUCACAGGCAGUUAUCUCUGCCUCUUACCCAGCCAAAAUCUUCAAAUAAGAGAGGAUUCUUCAAAGAGGAACCUGGACCUUUUAUAAAAAGUCUACUCGGUAAAAGAAUUAGCAAAUUAAUAAGUGCAUCAGAUGAAGUGCCAAGUAAUUACCAGGUCUUCUAUGAGAAUUGGCACAGAAAACCAGUAGACUAUAAUGGCUUGAUCCUGCCACAUAUCGAGGGGCCUGAUAUCUGCAUCUGGGCCCAGCGACACUUGCGUUGGAUCCCGGAAGCUCAGGUACUCGGUGGUGGAAAUGUGGCUGCCACACAGAAGGUGUUGGAGCUCUUGGAUGAAAUUCAGUGUCUUAAGAAUGAAUUGAACGAGAGACCAAUAUUGCCCUAUCGAGCCUCCAAGGAGAAUGACCUGGACAGUAGACGUAAAAAGUCUGUCCGCCGAUCCUCACUGUUCCCUUUUGCUCAUUUCCAUAUGAACUGUAUUAGACCUUCUAUAUCUACUACCACGUGGAGGAGCUGGGAAGCGGAGGAUGAACUUGUGAACCGGGAUGAUGAGGAUUUUGAACUGGGCACUAUAUGAUUGAUGUAAUCUCUCUAGAUUUGAUUUAAUAAGAUAGAUAUAUAUGUAUACUGUUAUAUCACUGGCAGAUUCCCAUGUGCUGCUCACCAAAUGUAUAAUUUAUUUCUAUAGGUUUUGUAUUUCAGGCAUUCCUAGACAAUCGUUUUUAGGUUAAGAACCUAAUGUCUUGUUUACAAAGCAAGUAAAAUAUGAACCGUUCACAAGGAACAAACUAGACGUCUUUCUUGCAGAAAGAAUAUACAAGAAAAAAAAUAUAUAUAUGGACCAAACCAUCCUUCCCAUCACAAUCCAAAAAAAUGAGAGAAUUUCUCUUUAAAGUUAAGUAUAGCACAGCAUAAGAAGAGACUUAAAUUACUGCAUUCCUUUACUUUCUCCCUGCUGAUGUCAGCUGCAGGAGCAUAUAGAGGGAAAGUGAUAGCUAGCUCAAAUAACUUGAAUAUCUUGCCCAAACAUGGAAUUUACAAGCGGUCUGUGUGUCUGAAGAGGACACUUGCCAGCUAAUAAAGUCCUGUGAUUACAGCAGCCUCGAGUAGUGUUUGACUGUACAAACAAUGGAGGGGAGGGGUUGUCAAAUAUAGUAGGUAUCUGUAACAUGGGAGACAAGUUACAGAAAAUAUCAUCCUUUUCCCAUCAGCUCUUUCAUAGUUUAUGGGAUAUGAACCCAUGUCCGUAUGCUCCAUUAGAUCCCUCAGCUCAAGACAGUCUUUGAGCCAGAAUGGAGAUGCACUAACAUGUAAAAAAAUGUUUUACUGAGCAACCUCCCUCAGACAAAAGCAACUGUUUUCCUGGGGUCUUGGCAGCCUGACCUGCUUUUAUAUUAAAGGGGUCGUCUGUGAUGAGAGAACUUCUUUUAAAGGGGGUUGUCCGGGAUUAGGAAAACAUGGCUGCUUUUUUUUUCUUCCAAAAAACAGCACCACCCCUGUCUGUGGGUUGUCUGCUAUCGCAGCUCCGUUCCACUGGAGCCAAUGGGGCAGACCUGCAAUACCGCACACAAUCUGUGGACAGGGGUGGUGCUGUUUUUGGAAGAAAGCAGCCAUGUUUUUUUCUAAUUGUGUACAAUCCCUUUAAGAUUUUGUGGAAAGGUUAUGACUCCGUAUGGGUGCCAUUGUCACCUAGCUUCUCAGUAUGACUGCAUCAUAAACAGGUUUUUGCCAUUCGAGAGGCUGGAAAAGCGGAGUUAUAACCUCUACAAUGUACAAUUAUACAGAGUAAUGAUGGUUAUCGGUCAGGGGGGUUAUGCUUGAGUAUCUUUUUUUUUUUUUUUUCUUUUUUUUUUUUUUCCAUUCCUUAAUUUAUAUUAAUAUGGCGGACACAAGUCUAAGAUUAUCAUCACGCCACCACUUAGGGAUCCAUCCACAUAUUACCUAGCGCUGAUAGCUCUGAUCGUAGACUUUUUAUGCAACUGUUAAUAUUUAAAUAAAUCUAUAUGAAAAUGUUACAAUACAUGUCACUUUCCAUUGGAGACGUGGUUGAAAAAAAUAAUUUAGCACUGCAGAUAUUGCAAUUAUUUUAUAUCAAGAUAUAGCAGGGCCGAAUCUCAUCAUUGAACGCUUAUUUUGUGUGCUGAGUGAUAUCGAAGUUACAGUAAUCUUGCCAAAUGACAAGUUCAGUUCUGCUAUAUCUUAUUAACUUUCACUGUAGACCCAGAAACUAAAGCCGGUGUCCACUGAAGGGGAUGAAAUGCCAAAAACAUCUAUUAAGAAGCAGCCUUUUAUGUUGGUGAACGUCACCUCCCAGCAUGCUUUGCUGUAGUAGUUUAGUUAGCAAUGCACUGUGGGGGGUACAUAAAUGUAGUUCUAUCAAUUGCUUACUGCCAGACUACUGUAUGAAAAGCUUAUAUGUAUAGGAGAAAAUUUACCUCAUUUGCUUUAUGGAAAAAAAGGAUGUAUUAUAGUUGCUAUUUUGUAAUUAAAUAUUUUAUCUAUAGAA